AUGAUCUUCGUCAUCGGCGGCUACUUCUUGACCCACGAACAGCUGUCCACCUUCGGUGCCAGGCGUGGUCUCGACAUCCCUAAUGGCGAAGCAUACAUCCUGAACAGCCACCUGCUCUCCAGGGGCAUCAGAUCCUGUACUGCAGUCCCUGUGGCGUUGCCUCAGAAGGACUCUGCAGAGCCCAUCGUUGUCGGGACUUUGAUUACUACUCACCAGCGAGAAGACCGAGCGGAGCGUUUCCGUGAUUGCAUUCGGUUUGUUGAAAAUGACGAUGAUUUGAAGAUCAAGCGCUGGCUGCAGCGACAUGGGGUGUCGGAGCCUGUGUUCGAGACAGUUCCUGACCCGUUUGGGAAGUUCAACGAGGAUGGUGUAAUGCAAGACUAG
Molecule: messenger RNA, 384 nt
Organism: Sparassis crispa
Lineage: Eukaryota; Fungi; Basidiomycota; Agaricomycetes; Polyporales; Sparassidaceae
Exons: 1
Coding region: 1-384 (127 amino acids)
Source: RefSeq, a predicted model, not a curated record